Molecule: messenger RNA, 5446 nt
Organism: Diceros bicornis minor
Lineage: Eukaryota; Metazoa; Chordata; Mammalia; Perissodactyla; Rhinocerotidae
Gene: C8H4orf54
Product: chromosome 8 C4orf54 homolog
Exons: 1
Coding region: 80-5446 (1788 amino acids)
Source: RefSeq, a predicted model, not a curated record
CACUAAAAAUAUUUCUGGAAUGACGUGACCCACUCUCGCCCCAUCCAGGAAAGGGACAAGGCUUCACAAGAAACAGCACAUGCUUUCCUUUCAUUUCUGGGAGUCCCGGGAUCCACCUACAGAUGCUGUUCCUUCCGUGGCCGAUGGCGUUCAGACUCCUAGCUGCCGACGGUGCCAGGCAAACAACUGGACAGAACAGCUCAGCUACAGGAAGCUGGCCACAGUCUCGGCCAGAGCAGCAGCCCCCCAGCCACAGACCACCUCUGCCACCCCAUCCAGGAGCCUUCUCACCUCUUGCAGGCUUGCCCCGGCCCCGCCACAGGGGCUGAAGAACUGGGAGGUGGUGGCAGCAGCCGCAGGGGUGCCUACAGCCUUGGGGCCAGUCCAGGCACGUGGGACCCUGCUUCGGGCAACUCUGCAGCCCCUCCAGGGACAGGGAGGGACCCAGGACAGCCCCAGAGCUCACCAUUGUCUCUUCCUAUCGCUGAAACCUAGGCGAGGGCUCAGAAUGGAAGCCACCACUCCUGAGCUGAAACUGCAGGCCAGACUGCGGGAGGUGGGGGACAGGGUGAGUGGAGCUCAAGAUAGCCAGGAGCUAAAGCAGCAGCUGCGGCCGCUGCCCAAGCCACCAGCCUCCUCCCAGCGCGAAGUGAAAUAUGUGGAGAUGUGCGCUUCAGCUGGAGUCUGGAGCAGCAGUCGCCGCACGGGGAGUCUCACUCCAGAGCGCCGCCCCAGGGAUCAGAGGGCCUCUAGGAGUCCCAAGGAGAGAGAGCAGGAUGAAGCCAGCGGUCAGGAGUGCGAGGCUCCAACCUCCCGGAAGAAUCUUGCUUCCUCCGGACUCCCCAGAUCCCAGCUCCCCGACACUGACCAGGGUAGCCACUUCUCCUUCUCCUCCUCCCCAGUGGACAAAGGCGAAGAAGGUGGCCUUUCCAAGAUGGAUGAUGACACCACAUCAACAGGGGCUCUGGCCACCUCGUCCUCAUCUUUAGGCUUUGAGAGUGACAGUGGUGAGCGCGCAGUGAGCUGCCAGCCCAUGGUAGGAGGAGGAGGGGGAGCAAGAGGAGGAGGGGGUGGUGAUGGGGGAGGAGAUGGAGCCGAGUGCAAGGACAUUAUUGCCAGGUCUCAGGGCAGCAGAGACCCCCCCAAAAGUGAGGAGGCUCACUACAUCACUACCCACGAGAUCCAGCUGAGUGAGGUGGAGCAGGACAUGGACUUCGACGUGGGACUGGCCUCCCGCUUGGAUUUCGAGGACAACAACGUCAUCUACUCGUUUGUGGACUAUGCUUCCUUUGGUGGCAGCGAUGAGACCCCGGGGGACGUCACCACCGUGACCGAAGAGGACGACGACAACAGCUGCUACCUCAGCACCACUCCCAGCACCAACGCCACGCGGACGCCCAGCCCCACGAGCAGUGACCCCGCCCGCCCAGGCGCAGGCAGCAGCGGUCGCAACACCAGCAGCACGGAAGUGGGUAGCGGCCCCUCGGACAGUGACCCCACUCCCCCACCCACUGGGUCUGGCACUGCCACCCCGCGGGAGCCCUUGCCCGAGCCCCCGGAGGCAGCUUCAGGGGCAGCAGCCGCGGCAAGCAGCUGUGGGAGUGCAGCAAGCCAGAUCCUCCUAUCAAUCAAACCGGCUUCCCGGGCUAUAAAUGAGCCUAGCAACGUGCGUGCAAAGCAAAACAUUAUUCACGCUGCCAAGCAUGAAGGCGACAUGAGCCUCCGCGUCUCUGCAGCUGCUGAACACAAUUCAAGUUCACUGAAGCAAGACCCGGCUGCAGCCGUGGCUCAGGACCAUGCAAAGAAAUUCAUCGCGGUCCCUGCUCGCCUGCAAACCCGGUGCGGGGCCAUCCGCGCCAAGGAGCUGGUGGACUACUCCAGCGGGGCCUCCAGCGCCGUGAGCGAACUGGACGAUGCGGACAAAGAGGUGCGCAACCUGACCUCCCGGGCCUUCCGGAGCCUCGCUUACCCCUACUUUGAGGCUCUGAACAUCAGCUCCCGGGAGUCCUCCACGCUCUCCGAAGUCGGCUUUGGGCGUUGGUCGACCUUUCUGGACCUAAAAUGUGGAGGUGUUGGAGCCAGGGUGGAACAGAGCCUCCUCAGGAGCAGCGCGGCCUCCGUGGCCGCGGGUCUGAGGAAGGGAGGUGGGGCCCGGACCACCGCAGACCAGCUCUACAUCCAGUCCAAGAAGUCCCAGACCAAGGCCUUGGAGUUCGUCGUCAGCAAAGUCGAGGGUGAAAUCAAACAUGUGGAGACACCGCUGUGUUUCCAGAAGCAGGUCCAGACGGGCUCUCGCGUGGUCACCCUUCUCGAGCCUCUGAAUUUACGCAGUGAGAGCAAAGCCACCUCAGCCACUGGGCCCUGCAGGGCCACCAAAGGCUCCAGCAAGGGCCCUGGAUCGGCAUACACAGACGAUGGCUCCGAGACAUCUGAGAGCAGCAAGCCUGCCCCCCGCGCCGACGGCCCCCAGAAGAAGUCCAAGUUUGCUUCCAGUCUGCUCAAAAAUGUCAUCUCCAAGAAGAUGCAGCGGGAACAUGAGUUCAAAAUGGAGAGGGGAGAAGUCAUUGACACUUCCUACCAUCACCUCUCCAGCACCUCCAAGGAGACGGAGAGCCCACCCGGGGGUGAGAAGCAGCGGGAGAGGGGCCUGCAGAGGCAGAGUUCUCGCCACUCGGAGGCCGGCUCUGAGCACACGGUGGUCAGCGUGUCUGAUGCAGGUGGGGAAGGGUCCACGGCUGGGUCUAAAUCCCCCACUUUCAAAGCCAGUGCGCCUCGGGAGAGCAAUGCAGGCGCUGGCAGAAAUUUUGCUGAUGGACACACUGCAGUGUGUGAAAUUAAAAAGAGCGCAUCAGAGACUGUCAGGGGCAUCUUCCUCCGCAGUCAGAACAGCGCGUUCCGGUCGUGGAAGGAGAAAGAGGCCGAGAAGCGGGCAGAGAAAGCCCCCAUCGGAAAGCUGAAACUCCCCAAAGGGGGCGACUGGAGGGCUGAUCUCGGAGAGCUCUCUGCCGGCAAGUCCACCAUCAUGUCCCGCCUCUUUGUCCCCAACAUGCAGCAGACACCCAAGGACAAGCAGCCGGGGAAGCAGGCCACCAAGCAGCCUGCCGCCCAAGCCACCUCCACGGCUGUGACCAGGCCCAAGGCUCCCGAAAUCAAGAUCAGGCUGGGGAGCGUGCAACAGCCAAGCUCGGAUUUCAACAUCGCCAAGCUGCUCACUCCCAAACUGGCCAGUGGCAGCACCUCGAACCUCUUUAAGACCAUUGAGGACAACAGCAGAGCGCAGCAGAAACUCUUCCGGGGGGACAACCUGGAAAAAGUGCCCCAGUUCCAGGUGAGAGAUGUCAGAGACAAGUCCAAGGCCCAAGGCCCCCUCCACCAAGUGAGAGAUGUCAGGAAACUAAUCAAAGGGUCAGGAGACAGUAGUGACAAGGGCAGUGUUACCCCAGAGCAGGGGCUGACUGGGCCCAAACCCAGGCAGCUGGCUGCUGCAGCUGGCGGACCCGGAUCCCUGUCCCCCAUGGUGAUUACGUGCCAGGCUGUGGUGAACCAGAGAGGAGACAGUGCAGACCGAGAGCCGAGGGAGAACGCGGGCAGAGGCGGAAGCAGCAGGCGCUUGGAUUCCUCCUCCCCUGAAGGGACAGUCUUGGUUCACAGGGCGUCUGGCAGGCUGCCUGUGGCCACCAUUGCCCCCAAUAAGCCUGAGCAGGGCUCCUACCUGCCUGUGCUCAAGAUCGUCUCCAAGGCAUCUGCCCAGAAGACCCCAGAGAAGGCCAAGGAGGAGGAGGCCAAGGAGGAGGGGAAAGGCCCGAAGCCGUCCCGGAAUGCCCUGGAGAAGCUGACCGCCGCCGUGAGGUCCAUGGAGGAGCUGUACAGCUUCAACAGGAACGAGUGGAAGCGUAAAAGUGACCCCCUGCCCAUGAUGACCGACAGCCACGUCCUGUCGCUCAUCGCCAGCGAGGAGAGGGAAGGGGCCGAGGGGGCCGAAGGGGACCCCAACAAGCUGGCCAGACGUCUGGGUGAGGUGGAAGAGCGGGGCACAGGAAACAGAGGCGGAGUGGUCCUGCGAGGGGGUCCCGUAGAGCGUCUGCAGCGGAGAAACUCCAACCCGAGCGCUGAGAGCGUGUCUGCCCGGGCAGCGGCCUUCGAGAACCUGGCCAGGGAGAGGCCCCGAUCCCUCUAUAUUCCCCCAGUGCACAAGGAUGUGGAGAGGACCCAACCCCUGCAGCCCCUCCCACCACUCCCCAGCAACCGGAACGUGCUCACCGUGAGUGCCAGCAGCACCCAGAAAACUGGGGGUGUCGCUGGCAAGUUCCCCCAAGGACCUUCUCCAGAGAGUCCUUCAACCGCAAAGGGCAUCAAAUCGCAGGGACUCCGGUCCCUCAAGAUCUCUCCGGCCACCCGGGCACCUCUCGAUGAGGUGACCAACAGCAAAAAUGGCAGCAAUUUGGAAAAGAGCAACAGUGACUGUGAGAAUUACCUGACCAUCCCGCUUAAAGGAAGCUCUGCAGCUGGGGAGCUUCCGGGCAGGCCUGGGGCUGGGAGGGAGGGGCUCCCAGUCUCCUCCGCGGCCACUCUCUGCAGCUUGCCCCCUCUGAGUGCCCGCAGUCAGGUCCCCAGUAGCCCCAAAGGCUCUCAGGUCAGUGGAACCAGCCGGCCAGCUUGGCGUACCAAACUGGACAACACCCGGGAGACAGUAGCUGCCCCCACAGGGCCACAGAGCCCCGAGCGCCCCCCUCCCACCAUCUACCACCAGCAGCUGCUGCCCUUCACCCUGCAGGGGGCCCAGCCCCAGGUCCUCUGUUUCUCCCCACCUGGCAUGCCUGCCCCGACACCUGCAGGCCCAGCUCCGGUCCCCACAGACCCCUUCCAGCAGCCACAGCCUCAGCAGACCCAGCGUAAGAUGCUCCUGGAUGUGACGACUGGCCAGUACUAUCUGGUGGACACACCAGUACAGCCCAUGACCCGGAGACUCUUUGACCCCGAGACAGGGCAGUAUGUGGACGUGCCCAUGACCACCCAGCAGCAGGCUGUGGCUCCCAUGUCCCUCCCUGUGCCUCCCUUGGCCCUGAGUCCCGGGGCCUAUGGCCCCACCUACAUGAUCUACCCUGGGUUUCUGCCCACAGUGCUGCCCACCACCACCCUGCAGCCCACGCCAAUUGCUCACACUCCAGGAGGCAGCGAGCUCUCCCCCAUGGCGGCAGAGCAUCCUGGCAAAGAGGCAGCUGCGACCUUCACCGAGGCCCCAUACUUCAUGGCCUCUGGUCAGGCUCCUGCCUCCUCUUCCUCCUCAGCCCCAGCAGCCACAUCCCAGCUGGUGGGGGCCAAGGGCUUCGCCCAGCUGCAUGGCAAGCCUGUCAUCAGCAUCACUUCACAGCCCCUGGGGCCACGGAUCAUUGCCCCCCCUUCCUUUGACGGCACCACCAUGAGCUUUGUGGUGGAGCAUCGAUGA